Ooceraea biroi (clonal raider ant) is the source of this 1383-nucleotide messenger RNA. RefSeq names its product lethal (3) malignant blood neoplasm. Gene Ontology annotation, molecular function: structural constituent of chitin-based larval cuticle. The record is from RefSeq and is a predicted model, not a curated record. NCBI's taxonomy places the organism in Eukaryota, Metazoa, Arthropoda, Insecta, Hymenoptera, Formicidae. Gene Ontology annotation, cellular component: chitin-based extracellular matrix.
UACAAGCAUGAAAUCUACGUGAAGGCAUCUAUUUGUCUGAGAAAAGCGUCGAAGGCCUGUCUAACUUUUUUUCCUGUCGUCGAGUCUUCUUCUCUCCCUCGAUGCACAACGUUGUGUCAUUUCCUAGAUAAACCGCGACGGAGACGAGAAGGUUUUUCUCGUUUGUUACAUCACCGUUGCAGGCUAGAAGGAUUCGCUCGUGCCAUCAUUCAGUCGCGCGAACUCGAAGCCGCAGGGAUGUUGUCCUUCGUGAGGAGGUUGUGCGAACUUUUGUGCUUGUUGUGUUACGUGGUCGUGCAGCAUCCCACUGCCGCGGACGACAAUCAACCCUACGAGUUCUCCUUCAAUAUCGUCGAUUUUCAGCACAGAUAUGAGAAGAAAGACGCCGAGGGAAUUAUUACCGGGGAAUAUGGUUUUAUUACUGCCGAUGGCGUUUAUCACGAGACCGGCUAUACCACCGACAGGAAUGGCGACUUUAUUAUCACCAGACAGAGAAAUCGGAAAAUAACGAGUCUGAAGGAUGCGCAGGAGAUAUUCAAGGACAGACCGGAAGCGGCGAAGAAACUAGUGGAAGCCGUGGGAAGAGCCUGCGGCAGCUGUAAGCUUUUAGUGAUACAGGAAGACGAUCGGACGAAAUCCAAUCAAAUCAAUGCAAAGACCAUUACGGAAUCACCGUUGCAGAAGAAAAUGGAUCCGAUAUUGAAGCAGAUGAUGAAGAUACUAUCGGAAAAUGCAAAACGCGCAAAUACGUCUUCUAAAAGCAUCUCGGAAGAGAAAAGCAAGACCAUUCAGAAGGAAAACAGCACAUCGAAAGCGCAUACCAAGAAUCCACCAUCGGAGGAUGUCAUGAAGAAUAUGGUGCGAAUCGCAAAGAAGCUGUUAUCCGAGGGGAAUGGAUCGGAUAAAAUUGUCGUGAGUGAUCGAGUAGUAGAGAAAAUGGCGAACGAUCUGUACUAUCAGUUCAAUUACACGAUAACGACGCACGGCCAUCAAGAAGAUGGUUAUCGCGACGGGAGGAAGGACGGUAGUUACCGGUCGCAACACGAAAACGGCGUCGACACGCAGGUGAAAUAUCUGUCAAACGAGUUCGGGCAUCAACCCAACAUCACGUUCAUUCCGCAAGCGAACGUGGCCGACAACGAGCAUGCCCUCAAAGGAUACUCAUUUCGUUGGUAUUGGUCGUAAACUCGAUAUUUUACGCGAUCCCGAUCUUACUUGAAUAUUGAGAUUUAUUUCAGAUUGUACUAACAUUUAUUUAAAUAGCGUUGAACUACGGUGUCCAGGAAUACGAGAGCUUAAUUUCGAUUUGGUCUCAUUGGUGAAAAUUCAAUUAUUUAAAAUUAUUUAGUAUUUAUUGUUUGCGCAAUUUAUUUAAUAUAUAAU